GCAACAUCUGCUUGCGCGCUCACCUCAAAAUCAGUAGACAAAAAAGAGCUGCUGUCACAAGCAAUUGGUAGUGUGAGACCAUUAGUGACACCACCAGCCGACAAUGUGGCACUUUUAAACGAUACAACAACCACAGAGUCACGCACCGAUUCUAACUCUAAAAAUCCAUUAACUAAUAAUACAUAUGAAAUCGUACAACCACGCACAGGUUUUCUUGUUUGGAGCGAAUCCUGUCGAAUACCAGUUGUAGAUGUAUAUGCGCCGGAUAUAAUGCAACAUUUCAAGCGUGAAAAAUAUAAGCCAUGCUCGAAAAAGAAACCACUAACUACGGUCACUUUCAAUACGACUUCAAAGGAGUAUUUGCUGCAAAUCGAGAAGAGCGAAAUAAAGUCAUUUGGCAAAUCAGACCGCAUACGAUGCUGCUAUCAGCCGAUAAUACGCAAUGGCACAGGCGCAAAGGCGGAUGAAGACUAUAAACUUGGCAAGUGUGUGCCUUUUAAGGAUAGCGUCUCUCUAUCAGCUAAAAUCGAGAAUAUUUUAGUACAAUGCGAUUCCAACAAGCGAAAUGUCUAUAAAAAUGGGCAUGCUUUGAUAAGCGAAAAACCAGAUGUGCUGGAGCGUUUAAAAACUUGGCGGGAAAAAGAUGAUGAACGGGGUGGCACGAAGCCACCAAGCGUGCUAAUGAUCGGCAUCGAUAGUAUAUCGCGCGUAAACUUGAUACGAGCCAUGCCAAAGACAGCGCAGCACCUGUAUGACAACGACUGGUUCGAAUUGAGUGGCUACAAUAAGAUAGACGACAAUACAUUUCCGAAUUUAAUGGCUCUGCUUGCUGGCUACAAUAAAUACACUACCGUUAAGAAAUGCCCUCCAAAAGUCCUCGGUGCCUUAGACAAUUGCAGUUUAAUCUGGAAUACCUUUCGCGAGCAUGGCUAUGUGACCGGCUAUGGUGAAGAUGCUGCCGAAAUCAGUACAUUCAACUACUAUAAGGUGGGAUUCGUGAAACCACCGGUCGAUUACUACCUACGUCCAUUCCAACUCGCUGCUGAACAUCAUCUGUAUAAGACUUUGAAAUCCGGUCUCACCUUCUGUCUCGGCUAUCAGCAGUCGGCGCAAUUUGUACUCGACUAUGCGAUAGAGUUCGCGACACGUUUCAAAGACCAUCCGCUUUUUGGCUUAUUUUGGGCGAAUUCCUUUAGCCACAACAAUCUGAGUGAUGCCUCCUCAAUGGACGUGGUGGUGCUUAACUACCUGGAACGCCUCGAAAAGUUGGGCAUACUCGAUCGCAGCAUUGUCGUAUUUUUUAGCGAUCACGGUUUACGCUUUGGGCCCGCACGUGCAACAAAUUCCGGUCAUAUGGAGGAGCGGCUGCCGUUCAUUUUUAUUUGGUUGCCACCGUAUCUGAAACAAAAGUAUCCCAGUUUCGUGAAUGCUUUGAGUGUAAAUAAAAAUCGUCUGACCACACCAUACGAUCUACACAUGACACUCAAGCAUUUUCUUCGCCUAUCCGAGCGCGUCGAAGACAAGGACAAGGCAAGUGUCUUAGCUCCAGCUGAGGGCUGCACGAAUUGUCAAACUCUCCUCGAGCCGGUACCUUUGGAUCGUUCGUGCAACGACGCGGCCAUCGAUGAGCACUGGUGCACUUGCAUACCCUAUAGAAAAGUGAAUAAAAAUAUGCAUAUCGUACAAAAAUUGGGUACUAUGACGGUCAACUAUAUAAAUGAGCUUGUGCGCAAUUUCAACAACGGCUCAUUGACCUCGCUAUGUCGUUCUCUGCAGCUCGGCAACGUGAUAAGCGCACAUCGCUCGUGCAAGGACUUUCGACCGAAAGACGCCAAUGGUACUGCCUUGGAUGUGUAUCGGCUGCAUUUAAUCACAAAACCGAAUAGUGCAGACUUCGAGGUAACGCUGCGUUAUAAUCCAGAGACUGAGACUAUUAAGAUCACGGGCGAGAUAAGUCGUUUGAAUACGUAUUUCAAGGACUCGCAUUGUGUGGCCGAUAGCUUUGUGAAGAAGUACUGCUCGUGUGCCUAGCGCAAGGCGGCAAUGCCUGCUGCGGUGCAAAACAGCACGUCUAUCAAGACGUACUGAUCGCUGUGGACCGCCUUCCUACGCGGAGGGUGAAUAGAUUGUUUUGAAUUUGUCUUUUGCGUUUUUUUUUUGACAGUACUUUAGCUUAGCACUUAAAUAUGCAAAAAUAUAUAUUUACAAACAAAAUCAAGGCUCAAAUCAAUAGCUGUAGUAUGACAAUUUUGUGUUAAAUAUAGUACAUACAUUCAUGGGCGUAGCCAAGUGGGGCCAGGGGCGUCCUCGAGCCCCCCCCCCCCCUUAACUUUAAAAUUUUCCUUAUAUAUAUAUAAAAUAGUACCCUGAAAUGCCAGCUUAAUAGGGUCGAGCCCCUCCCCUCCCCCCCUAAAUUUCAUUCUGGCUACGCCGAUGCAUACAUUCACAUGCAUAGAGCAGUACAAGUUCUUACAACUAAAUGCAUUAUACAAUUUUUUUUUGUGUAAUUUAAGCAUGUAUGUGCAUAUCUACAUAAGUAUGUAUAUGCAUGUGUACUUAAGCACUUGUGUAUGCGCUGAAUCAUAAAAUUAAACAAUAAUUAUAUACGCUUGCCAAAACUAAAACAAUGUGACUACGUUUUAAAUGAAAAAAAAUAUAUAUAUGUACAUACGGCAUACAUACAUACACACAUAUACAAU
Molecule: messenger RNA, 2699 nt
Organism: Rhagoletis pomonella (apple maggot)
Lineage: Eukaryota; Metazoa; Arthropoda; Insecta; Diptera; Tephritidae
Exons: 3
Source: RefSeq, a predicted model, not a curated record